GACAUCAGCUGAUCAGCGCAGCGCAACCCAUAAACCGAGCGGAGCCAUGGCGGUUCUGUUGAGCAGACUGCCACACAGCGACUGCCUGAACCUAUGCCACAGGGUGGUGGAUGGAUUGUGUGGGCGAGAGCCUCCCCGCUGGGCUGACUACAGCAGCACCUGGAGCCUACAGGAGUGGCUGGAGCUGCUCAGCUCCCUGACAACCCUGUUCCGCCUGGCAGUGCAGAGCAGCAACUCAGAUGAAGAGGUGCUGGCCUUGCUGUCAGAUGUGGGCAGCAGUCAUGCUAAGGCUGUGCUGAGUGUUCUGAGAAGCAGACAGGAGGAGAUCUGCCAUGCUCUGCUGGACAGAACCAACUCUAUCUCCUCUGCUACUCUGCAGGACUUUGAGUGGCAGCUUAAGUUAGCGCUGUCCAGUGACAAGAUAUCAUCGCUUCACUCACCACUGCUAAGUCUCAGUCUGGAUGUAAGAGACAAUGGAGCCCUCCAGCCUGUCACCAUGGAGUUAAGCAGAGAGGAGCUAAGCAAGCUAAUCAACGCACUAGAGGCUGCUAAUAAGGUGGUGCUGCAGUUAAAAUGAUGGCAAGAUGGCAACCACAGAACAUCGAGAGAAAGAAGUUAUCGCUCAGAAUUAUAGAGUAAUGAUUUGAUGACUUCUGCCUUUGCAACUUGGCUGUGCAUUAGCAGUGACACAGUCUAAUUUUGUUUUUGUAAUGCACUGUGUUGAAUCAUAGUGUUGAGUAAAUGUUUCUUUUCCCUUUGAGCCUGGAUUUAAUUCAAGUAGUCUAGUAGAAAAAACAGUGCCAUAUGGUGUUAGAUAACAUGGUGUGUUACGGGGGAUGCUGCCUUUGUUGAUGCUUUCAUUAUGAGUGGUAUCAUCAUAAAUGUCAGUAUUACUGAGGGCAGAUAUGAAGCAGGCUUCUUUCUUUCAUCUGUCCACCUGCAGUUAAUGUCACAUCGGCCUCUGACACCCAUUCCACUUCCCCCUCACUUCCGUUUUUCUGCUUUAGCUGCUCCCCUCUUCUCAGUUUAUAUGUCCUCGAUUUCUUACCUUGCAUCCUCGCCUUUCAUCUUAGUACUUCUCAUCUGGUCAGAUAAGGUAAAGAAAGGCCAGAGAAGACAGGAGUAGAGGCAGGAGGCAGUUAGCAAAAUGAGGCGGCGUUGCUUUGGAGCUGUUGUUUUAAAGUGAAUAAAUUGUACUUGUGGCACAGCUGUA
Molecule: messenger RNA, 1213 nt
Organism: Stegastes partitus (bicolor damselfish)
Lineage: Eukaryota; Metazoa; Chordata; Actinopteri; Pomacentridae
Gene: commd8
Product: COMM domain containing 8
Exons: 5
Coding region: 47-577 (176 amino acids)
Source: RefSeq, a predicted model, not a curated record